Enterobius vermicularis (human pinworm) is the source of this 201-nucleotide messenger RNA. Lineage: Eukaryota; Metazoa; Nematoda; Chromadorea; Rhabditida; Oxyuridae. The record is from the annotation of a GenBank genome assembly.
AUGAUCAGUGUUGAUGAACUUCCUGAUAGGGUUCGACUCCAAAAGUUGAAGGUGACGGUGCUCAAAGUUCGCGAAUUUUGUACGGUUUCUCAAGAUUCUUUGAGACUUCCUGAGUGUUCUCAGGCGCUCGAAAAUUUGUUGACUGCUGGUAUGAUGAGAAUGAUUAGCAGAUAUUUGCAUAUGGUGCGAUUUGGGAAGUAG